Pistacia vera is the source of this 1499-nucleotide messenger RNA. RefSeq lists its product as uncharacterized. The transcript has 6 exons. The record is from RefSeq and is a predicted model, not a curated record. Bases 393 to 1325 code for a protein of 310 amino acids. NCBI's taxonomy places the organism in Eukaryota, Viridiplantae, Streptophyta, Magnoliopsida, Sapindales, Anacardiaceae.
AUGAGACAUGGCACAUUCUGCUUCAAGACGAAAGUUGCCUUUGAUUUCAUUUAAAAGACUGAUCAAUCACCAACUGCCCCAUGCAAUGAUGUCCUGUUUCUGAUUGAGGCCGCUUCCUGUAGGAGAGAGACACAAUGGACAGCUUCUCUUUUGACGUGGAGAAUUCUAGUACAUCUUUUUAUCUUUUUGCCACGCUCUUCCAGAUAUUCUUAAUGUGUUCAUCUGUGUGGAACUUCUUCCCUUUAUUAUAGGCAAAAAAAAUUGAGAUGAUCUGGUGCUGGCUCUUAGCAUGGUAGAUUAAACUACUUUUGUCUCUUCUAUCACCUGGAAGGGAUCUUUAGAUUUUGAUAGCUUGCUGAAUUGAGCAUGUAAUUGCUGGUUAGAUUGAAAGAAUGUCAGUUUAUGGCCGUGAAAUUGAACGGGAAUACUCCGUCCAGAGUCUCGAGAGUAGAGGAGGUUCCGAGUUGGGAAGUCGAUAUGCAGUUGAGGCAGGAUUCUACAUGACAUCUUUUGCUGCAACAAUCUUCAUUGGUGGUCUUGUAACUGUUGGGAUUUUGUUGGUAACCUUGCUGAUUGCAUUAACAGUGAUGUUGCAAUCCUGUCAAACUAGCAGGGCUGGAAUAGUUGAAAUUGCUAAAUCAAGUGAUGAUUACAGUUACUGCAAAAUUUAUGCUCUACAUGCAGAGCUUAACAGCUUGGAAGUGGAAGGAGAUUACUUCCCUUCAGUUUGCAGGGGUCUUGCUAUUCGAUAUCUCAAAGAAGGACAAUAUGCUAGAGAUCUAAAUUUCACAAUGUGGAUGGUUGAAAGUUAUUUCAGUACUCUUUCGCCAUCAGACGAUGGUUUAGAUUUAGUUAUGAUAGACAUAGAUGACAUCUUUGCUUCAAGUCCUCGAUGCACCAAGCUGUUGAUGGAUAGAAUCGAUCGAUGUGGUAGUGUUGAUGGUAUUGAAGAGGCCAAUCAUCUUAAGCAAACCCUUACUCUGAAAUUAUUCUUGUCACUUCAAGCUAGCGGAUGGCCUGUGAUUCUGAUAUCCAGAAAACCUGAGGGACAACGUAAUGCCACCACAGAGCUCCUCAUUUCUGCAGGAUACAGUGGUUGGUCUUCAUUGAUUAUGAGGUUGGACGAUGAAAUGCAAAUGGAUAGCCACGAAUACUUAUCUAGACGAAGGGCAAUACUGCAAAAAGAUGGCUUCCGCAUAACUGGUUUGAUUAGCAGCCAGAUGGAUGCUUUAAUGGGUCAAACUCUAGUACAGCGUGUUUUCAAGCUUCCAAAUCCUCUAUAUUAUGACUUUCAGGAUCUCACUGAAAGAAAGAAAAUAGCAUAAUAGAUGAUGUUCAAACGUGGCUUUCCCUUCCAAUAUCAUUUCUUCUGUGUAUCGAUUAUUCAUUAUCCGCAGAUCUUCCAUUGUAGUUUGUGAACUUUGCUCUGUCAUCAUUAUAUUUUGAAUUCCCUAAGAAUUCAAUUGUAUAUAUGCUAAUAUGAAGUUUCUUUCAGGAGA